AAUGUUGUUGUUACUGUGCAUCAACUAGAGCUCGACCCUGAAGCUGGCGCGUGUGUUAAAUGCUCUCGUACAUGAUUGUUUUUUUAAUUUCUGAAAAGUAACUUCUUCAUUGUGAAAAAUAUGUCUUCCACAGAUCCCAUGAGUGUCAAUGUGCCUGAUAUUGAAAACUUGCUGCAGUUGGAUCCUUAUUUAAAACAUCAUGAGAGAGAAAUAAGGCGCCGAUAUGGUUGUUUUAAAUCUCUAUAUGAUGAGAUUAAUGUGCAAGAAGGUGGUGUUGCAGAAUUUUGCAGAAGUUACACACAAUUUGGCAUUCAUGUUACUAAAAAUAAUGGUGUUCGAUGUCUGGAGUGGGCCCCUGGAGCUGAAGCUGUCUUUUUGAGAGGCGAUUUUAAUGAUUGGAAAAUGGUCACUCAUCCAUUUAAACAGUUGCCAUUUGGAAAAUGGGAGCUUGAAAUUCCACCAAACGAUGAUGGAUCUUGUCCUGUUCCUCAUAACAGUAACAUAAAGCUGGUUAUUUUAACACGCUCUGGGAAAAUGGAAGAUCGUUUGUCUCCUUGGGCCACAUAUGUUGUUCAACCAAAAAGUUCUAUUGUUUAUGAUCAAAGGUUCUGGAAUCCUCCUGCCAAUGAAAGAUAUACAUUUAAGAAUUCAAAGCCAAAGAGACCGCCAAAUUUCAAAAUCUAUGAAUCACACGUUGGCAUAUCUUCAGAAGAAUAUAAGGUUGCAAGUUAUGAACAUUUUAGCAAAAAUAUAAUUCCAAGAAUCAAGAAUCAAGGCUAUAAUGCAAUUCAGUUAAUGGCUAUAAUGGAGCAUGCAUACUAUGGCAGCUUUGGAUACCAGGUUACUAGUUUCUUUGCUGCAUCCAGUCGAUAUGGUACGCCCGAAGAACUCAAAGAAUUAAUUGACAAUGCACACGCACAUGGAUUGUAUGUUCUUCUUGAUGUUGUACAUAGUCAUGCCUCUAAGAAUGUUCUGGAUGGACUAAAUCAAUUUGAUGGCACAAAUUCCUGUUUUUUCCAUGAUGGAGGACGAGGAGAACACUCACUAUGGGGAAGCAGAUUAUUUGAUUAUUCACAGCGAGAGGUCUUGAGAUUUCUUCUUUCUAAUCUUUGUUGGUACAUGGAUGAGUACCAAUUUGAUGGAUUCAGGUUUGAUGGCGUGACAUCAAUGCUGUACCACCACCAUGGAGUAGGUGCAGGUUUUAGUGGUGAUUACAAUGAAUAUUUUGGAAUGUCAACUGAUACAGAAUCAUUAACAUAUUUGAUGAUGGCGAAUCACAUUUUGAAAACUUUUUACCCAGAAUCUGUAACAAUUGCUGAGGAUGUUUCUGGUAUGCCUGGGCUUUGUCGACCUGUUUCUGAAGGUGGAGGUGGAUUUGAUUUUCGUUUAGGGAUGGCCAUUCCAGAUAAGUGGAUUGAGCUUUUAAAAGAACAAAGAGAUGAAGAUUGGAAUAUAGGCAACAUUGUGCAUACCUUAACCAACAGAAGGUGGACAGAGAAAACAGUUGCCUAUGCAGAGUCCCAUGAUCAGGCACUUGUUGGCGAUAAAACUAUUGCGUUCUGGCUUAUGGAUAAAGAUAUGUAUGACUACAUGUCAGUUUUGACUCCAUUAGUUAAUUCUAUCGACAGAGGUAUUGCUUUGCACAAGAUGAUCAGAUUGCUCACACACAGUUUAGGAGGAGAAGCUUGGUUAAACUUCAUGGGUAAUGAAUUUGGUCAUCCAGAAUGGUUAGACUUCCCACGAGUUGGAAAUAAUGAAAGUUAUCAUCAUGCCAGAAGACAGUGGCAUCUUGUAGAAGAUGAACUUUUGCGUUACAAAUUCCUAAAUAAUUUUGAUAGAGCUAUGAACCAAACUGAAGAAAAAUAUCCAUGGCUGAAUAGUCCUCAGGCUUAUGUUAGUUGGAAACAUGAAGAUGAUAAAGUAAUUGUCUUUGAAAGAGCUAAUUUAGUUUUUGCUUUUAAUUUUCAUGCUACAAAAAGUUUUCCAGAUUACAAAGUAGGAGUUGAUGUUCCUGGAAAAUAUAAAAUAGUUCUUGACAGUGAUGCUGAAGAAUUUGGAGGCCACAAACGACUGGACCACAGUACUGAAUUCUUUACAUUUCCAGAAUCCUAUUGUGGAAGAAGCAAUUCGAUGAUGAUUUAUAUACCAGCAAGGGUUGGUAUUGUGUAUGCUCGUUUUGACUAAAGAGAAUUCACUCUUCGAUAAAGAACUGCCAUGUUCAACUUGUUGAAUUUUAGAGACUUUAUUCAUAUGAUUUGUUAUACUUUGUACCUGAGAUUUUUUUUAAAUAGUGUGAUAGUACUGAUGUAAAGCAGUGCAACUAUUUUUAUCAGUACCAACUGAGAAUACAUGUGCCAUCAGAAGUUAUUUGUUAGUUCCAAGAAAGAUUUUUCUUUAAAAUGAGCUUAGUGUUUUUAAAAAAUUAAAAUGCAAUUUGACCAAUAAAUAAUGAAUGUUGAAUUUGUUAAUAAAAAUAAAUUUUAUAACAAUAUCUGUGUAAUAUUUCAAAAGUAAUGGAAUACAAAUAUUUCAUCUUUCUAAGAAAACAAACUUUCUUGAUUGACAAAUUAGAACAAAACUAAUACUGUAUGAUAAACGUGCUGAAAUAAAUUCCGUACCUCAGAGUCAGACUAGCGUAAGUCACAUACUCGCAACCUUACAGGAGAACGGUUGCCUUUUAAGCAACCGUUUUUCCUCAGCGCAUACAAAAGAUUGGACUCACACUCUUAACACUGAUAAACUUUUGCAAAGGAGUUUUUGAGUGCAUUCAUAUGGCUCGAUACAAAAUAGGAUUCUACAUACAAAACACUAAUGGAAAAUCUUAAUUUUCGAACUUACAUCAGUGUGGCUCUGACUUACAAAAUUUAUGGUCAAUUUCAAUGUGAAAUUUAAGAAAAAAAGCUAUGUGUUAGGCAUAAUUUCUUUAAUCUUCAAGCUCACUUCAGUUUCCAUUACAAAAAAUUUACAAAAUACAUCAUUUUGCAUUAAGAAACAAAAUAUUUAAAGCUAUAUUUACAAAUAUACAAAGUUUUACAUAAAUCACAUGAAAAAUGUUUGUAUAUUUUAAAUUAAAAAAAUCAGGAGGUUUUUAUUUCACAGUUCAGCAGUUUUUUUGCUAUAGCAAAUUUCAAACUAGAUAUAAAAGUGAAUUGAUAGUUUUAAAACUAUAGAACUACUUUAAAGUACAACUAUUUAAAAAGUGAACUGAAUAACUACUUUUUAAAAAUAUUUGCUGGGAUUAUCUUUUACAAAAUGUUUCUUGUCCAAAUAUUUUUCAACACUUCAAUACCCAAAUGUUGCAUAAUGAUUGAUUUUGUUACAAUUAAAUAUGAAUUGAAAUAGCUUUUUUUUUGUGUUCUAAUUUUCACCUUACUAUUUAAAAACUGUUAUAAAUUAAAUUGCCCUCUUAGAAUAAGUUCCAUUUAAAAAUAUAACAUUAAAAUUUAAAAUAGCAAUAAGACCUAGACAUGUUUUGUGAUUGCAAUGCAAAAAAAUAUGGAUGAAAGUUUUGUUCUAUUUUAAAUUAGUUCCUUCUUACCCUGAAACAUUUUUGAAAUUUUAAUAAAAUGAAAAGUUUUGAAAUUAUUCAUUGCACAUAGGUUAAUUUUUAUUUCCAAAUUUCUUCUGUUACACGGGAUCUUUCAAAAAGAAUGAAUCUAUUUUACUAAGCUAUUUUUUGUAAGACAGGACAAGUUUUUGACAAAUAAAUCUAGUAGUUUAAACUUUCCAACGUUGUUUCCGACUUUUAUCUAGUUUUAAUCUUGUUCUACACACAUUUAAUCUGACAUCUUGGUACAAAAUUAUUACCCACUACACCAGAUAGCCUGAGAGUGAUCAAUUUGGUGGAUUGUGAUGUGCUAAAAUGUCUGGUAGAAACAAUAAAAUUAGUUUAUCCUUUUUGCAAGAGCAUGUGUAAGAUUUAGAUAUAAAAUUUAUGUCAAGUUAUGUUGAUUGAUCAAUUUAUUCUGAUCCUACUUUAAUGUGUAAAAAAAAUAAAAUGAUGAAAUGAAUAAUAAAUAAAAUUGCACAAAUAAGCA
Messenger RNA from Uloborus diversus, 4037 nucleotides. It is a transcript of the gene AGBE, whose product is annotated as 1,4-alpha-glucan-branching enzyme-like. NCBI's taxonomy places the organism in Eukaryota, Metazoa, Arthropoda, Arachnida, Araneae, Uloboridae. The transcript has 15 exons. Bases 121 to 2184 code for a protein of 687 amino acids. Gene Ontology annotation, molecular function: cation binding; hydrolase activity, hydrolyzing O-glycosyl compounds; 1,4-alpha-glucan branching enzyme activity. Gene Ontology annotation, cellular component: cytoplasm. The record is from RefSeq and is a predicted model, not a curated record. Gene Ontology annotation, biological process: glycogen biosynthetic process.